This is a messenger RNA of Ceutorhynchus assimilis (cabbage seed weevil), 990 nucleotides long. The record is from the annotation of a GenBank genome assembly. NCBI's taxonomy places the organism in Eukaryota, Metazoa, Arthropoda, Insecta, Coleoptera, Curculionidae.
AUGUACGAUUCCGUAAUGGAUCACGAAGAAAACUGUAGCGGAAGAAAAGACUUCAAUAAAUUAGUUCUCAAAUACAAAUGGAACAACAAAUACACUUGUCCCUAUUGCGACAAAGCUUUCAAAUUUUUGUAUUCCUGUAAAAGACACAUACAGCUGAUUCAUUAUCGACAAGAGACAAAUCAAUGUAAACUGUGCACAAAGGUGUUUAUAACAAACAAAGGCCUGGAAGAGCAUAUGAAAAUUUUUCACAUAGGUUUAGAUGCGCCUAAGUUUGAUUGCGACAUAUGCGGCAAACCUUAUAUGUGCAAACGCGGAAUGGAAAAACACAAAUUACAAGUCCACGUAAAAGAAUUCAAGAUAUUUUGCCGCCAGUGCAAUAAGGGCUUUUUCUCCAAAGGAGAUUUGAGAAGACACCGGCGCGGAGUUCACAAGAAGGCCAAGGAACUUAUUCCUUGCACACAAGAAAAUUGCAACAAAUUCUUCAAAAUACAAUCCAGCUUACAGUAUCAUUUGGAAACUGCUCACAACAACGACCAAAAUAAACCCAAUUUUGCCUGCACUCAGUGCGACAAAACUUACAACCACCGUAAAGCUUUAAAAAGGCAUCUAAACGAUCACAAAAACAGCAAAACUCAUCCUUGUACAGUUUGCGACAAAGUCUUGACGUCCAAACGGGGCUUAAUCAGUCAUAUGCGCCUUCAUACCGGAGAAAAACCUUUCAUUUGCGAUCACUGCGGCAAAAGGUUUCACUUGGCUGACACACUUAAAGCCCACUUGGUUACUCAUACCAAAGAGAAAAACUAUAUUUGCAAUAUUUGUAAUAAGAAAUAUACUCAACUAACUCCCCUAUCAAGACAUAUGCGAAAGUUUCACCCUAAGCAUAAUCUAGAUUCACGUCCAAUUUCCAGUCAAAAAACACAAGCUGCAAUCGAUUGCAACGAGCCUAUCGAAUGUAUUUCAUAUGAGUUAGAGGUAGAUGGAUGCCUCUAA